Molecule: messenger RNA, 1284 nt
Organism: Morus notabilis
Lineage: Eukaryota; Viridiplantae; Streptophyta; Magnoliopsida; Rosales; Moraceae
Product: psbP domain-containing protein 3, chloroplastic
Exons: 10
Coding region: 115-912 (265 amino acids)
Biological process (GO): photosynthesis
Cellular component (GO): photosystem II; photosystem II oxygen evolving complex; extrinsic component of membrane
Molecular function (GO): calcium ion binding
Source: RefSeq, a predicted model, not a curated record
UUGAGUGUAUGUAUGGUUCACAAAUUUUGAAAAUUCUUAUAAUUUUAAAGAAAUGGAGAAAAAGAGAGGACACAAAGAAAGCAGAAAGCAAGAGUUAAUUAUCUAAAAGGGCAUAUGGCCAUGGCGUGUCUUUCGUCUUGGUGUCCUUCGUCCUUGCAACGUCCCACUACUCAUUUCACCCUUUUCUCUGAUAAAGGGACAGGUAAACUUAGGCAACUAUGUGGUGUGACAUGUUCCAAGAACAACGAACAACAACAACAACAAGAGGAGGGAGACAAAUGUUUAGGCAUUCAAGAAGAACGCCGGGGAGUUGGAGCCAAGAGGAGGCAAAUUUUAGUUGGAAUGACAGUGACUUUUGCCGCAUUCUCUUUUAAGCCAAUUAUUUCUGAUGCAUCAGCCGACACCGAUAUUCCAGAGGGUUUUCGUAUCUACAUUGACGGUGAAAACAAAUUUAAGAUAUUGAUUCCCGAAGGGUGGCGAGUGGGUGUUGGAGGAGGAGACCCAAAUGGGUUUAAGUCAGUAACUGCUUUCUACCCAGACCAAAACACUAGCUCCAAUGCAGUGAGCGUUAUAAUAACUGGCAUUGGUCCGGAUUUCACAAAGAUGGAAUCAUUUGGCAAAGUUGAUGAGUUUGCCGAGACACUGGUGAGUGGAUUGGACAGGAGCUGGCAAAGACCACCUGGAGUAGCAGCCAAACUCAUCAAUUCUAAAUCAAAAAAUGGUUUUUAUUAUAUCGACUACACGCUGCAAAAUCCCGGUGAAAGUCGCAAAUACCUGUUCACGGCGCUUGGCAUGGCAUCCAACGGCUGGUACAACAGACUAUAUACCGUCACAGGACAGUAUGAAGAGGGGGAUGUAGACAAAUACAGUUCAAUGAUUGAGAAGGCAGUCACAUCCUUCGGGUUUACUUGACAGUUGACACUAAAAACUGUUUCUUCGCAUGGAUAAAAACUACUUUGUCCAAUCCAUAGUUACCGGCAAAGAUUAUGCUUCUGCGGAAUGAUGAGCAGAGUUGAGGGAUUUGUAAAUAAAAUUCUUCGAGCAAUACCCGUCCGUUACACUUGUGAACACCAGAGCUUGCAAUUAUUGGCAUAAUUUAACAUUCCAUUCCAAAAUGUCAAUUAUCGGUAAUACAUUUUACAUCGUCAUUGACAGUAACAGUUUUGAGACACAAAUCAAUAAUUAUGUAGUUUUUAUUCUACCGCUACACGUGUAGUUGCAUUACCAAACUCCAUAAAUUUAGUGCUUGCUUAGUACAUGAAUAUAAGCUCAUAAUUUUAAUUC